Molecule: messenger RNA, 707 nt
Organism: Paramacrobiotus metropolitanus
Lineage: Eukaryota; Metazoa; Tardigrada; Eutardigrada; Parachela; Macrobiotidae
Exons: 4
Coding region: 24-707 (227 amino acids)
Source: RefSeq, a predicted model, not a curated record
GGAAUUUACCGUAACGUGCCGAUAUGAUGAAGGCCCUAAGCGUAAUAAUUUCUUCCUGCUUGUUAGCGCUGGUUGCAGCGUUCAGCGUGGACAUUGUGACGCUGGGCAAUAUCAACCUGCAGACGUUGGGAUCCUUGCCACUAUCCGGUCCGGCGAUUGAUUUAGCGGUGGAGGAAUUACGAACGGUGUAUAAAGAUGUCUUUACUGUGUCGCAUGCGUACUUGUAUGAUCGGCAGGCGAAGACGUGCGAAGAGGUGGCCUCGGUGGCCGAUGAUCUGGUGGCCGGGUUCUAUUACCGGAAGAACACCACCUCCGAUCUCACCGUCUUCAUCUCCGUUGGUUGCACGGAACAAGAGCAAAUCGCUCGACUGUCAUACGAAUGGAAUUUGGCGGUUAUUUACGGAUCGACGACAGCGGUAUCGUCGCGCAAGCGCAACACCUACCCACAGAUGAUCCUAGCCGGGCCGGGCAGCGGCUUCCCUUACAUGAUCUUCGGGCUGAACGUGGCACAGUUGUUCAAAUGGACAAUGAUCUACAUCGCCUACCAGGCGCCCGGACUGCCCAUCUACCAGGACGCCGCCACCAACUUGGCGCUGACGCUGCGCCGGGGCAAGGCUAACCAGAUCCGGGUGGGCGUUGUCGACUGUACGACCAUGCAGACGACACGCGAGUUUCUGGAAGAUUUCCGCGCCAAUGCGCGCAGUUAG